Molecule: messenger RNA, 1820 nt
Organism: Siniperca chuatsi (mandarin fish)
Lineage: Eukaryota; Metazoa; Chordata; Actinopteri; Centrarchiformes; Sinipercidae
Exons: 2
Coding region: 400-783 (127 amino acids)
Source: RefSeq, a predicted model, not a curated record
GACAGGUGCUUCGAGAUGAGAGUUUCGGAGGCGGAAACCUGCUGGUUCAGUAGACGCAAGCCGUUCCUUAUAUAUGUGUCAAUUCAUUUGUGCUUUUCUCAAGAUUUGCAGAAGAAGAGUAGCGAUAUUUGACGAGAGCAGCAGAGAAAAAAUUAAACUUUUUGGACGUGGGAGAUGUGAGGAGACAGGACACCUGGCUAGUGCGUAAAAUGGAUACUGCUGCAACCCUUUGAAGGACUGCUGUCACUGUUGUGCUCCACCACUGAAGAAGAAGACACUGACCUGUCCUGUGGAUUUCUAUCUCAGCUCAGUCAAAGUUGUGUCAUUUACACUUUGCUUUGGGUCGUUUGAAGUGUCCACACCACCUGUUGUAGCUCAGUUCCCUUCCUCCAGUCAAACAUGACAGAGAGGACCCCAUGGUGGAAGUCAUUCCUGCCAAAGAAGAGGAGCGGAGGCCCCAAGGACACCGCUUCAUCCCACAGCUUUGACCAGGACUUUGACCCUUUUGCACAGAAGCAAAAAGACCCUUCCGCAGCAGCCUUGAAGACUACCGGCGACCAGUCCCUGCUGUCUCAACAAGAGUCCAACAUGAGCUCCAGCCUUAGUGAUGACACCUACGACGAUUCUCGCCUGGAGUCGGUCUUCAACGAGCAGACGUGUCGCAGAAAAAUGAAGGUGUCACGCUCAGGUCGAUUUAAGGUGAACCACAGGGUGCGAUCGAGCCUUCCUAUAGAGGAGAAAGAGACAGAGAAUGUGGCAUCAGGGAAAGAGGACAUACGGUGACGAUGAGGAGGAGGUGAUCAAUGACUGCUUUACAAAGAUGCUUGAAGAAAAGGAGGAGGAUUUGAGUACAUGAAGAUGCUUAAUUCCCUUGAGGCGUACCAAGAGGUCUGCUGUAUGUUGGUUAUGAUGGUGAUGAUGAAGAUGACAAGGAGCAUUCAAGUUUUAGCCUAAUAGUGCAGGAAUAAGGUUAUGUGGUACAUGAAAUAUUGUAAAUUUAGACAUUUGUGUUCAUGGACUUGUGCCAGAGGGCCACAAUGAUAAAUGGCUUGAAAAUUGAUUGUAUUUAUUCUUCGUGAUGGUUAUUGAACCAUUUUUCCAACAAUAUCCCAUAAUCAAUGCCCAAAAGAAGAGAUAUAGUAGUGAUGCAGUAAGCACUUACUAAGAGCCCAGCAUAUAGUUAAUAUCCCACAGUGUCCGUGUUUCAGUCACAGACAGUGGCAAGCAUAAAAUUACCUACAACCUUUUAAAGCACAAUCCUCAAAUGCCAUUUUCUGUCAAUACUCCAGAUGAAGUGUGAUAUGCUUUAGGCAAAUAUUGUUCAUAAGAUGUUUACAUUAUUUCUGUAAUAAGAUAAUAAUAUAUGUUCAAUAAUGAAGGAUUACUAUAAUGCUUAUUUUACAAAUGCUUUUACAAAAAUGUUGAUUCUAAAGGGGUUAGAAGGAUAUUUAUGAUGGUGUAAAAUGAUUUCAUUAUUAGCCUAUGUGUGACAAAAAUCAGUUAGUGGAAGAAAUUAAUGAACACUUGUGAGCAGCUUUCAGUCAGAUACACAACACUUGCCAGCAAAAUGCAUAAAAAUACUUUGAAGGAAGAAAUCCAGCCUGUUUGUGACAUAAUGUGUCCAAAACAAAGCUACUGACAUUGAAUCAAGAAUUUAAUGUUGAGAUGUCCAACUGAAUGAGAUACGGCCAUGUAGCUAGUGAAGUAUGACCCAGCCACUGAUGUAGUUUGCUUUGCAGGGACUACUGUAUUUUGGACCACCUGUGAAUACUUAAAUGAAGGCAAAAUAAAUAAAUAAAUAAAUCUGAUAACUGCUACAA